AUGGCAUUGCCACCCAAACAACGCCAUCAGGGCGCAAUGCCGCCUUUGCAGAAUCGCCCGAGUAUGAAGCCUGCACAGCAGCGCGGCAACAUUGCGCGGCUGAAUGCAGUCCCUCAACCCGUGCGGUCACAACCGCAGACAACGGAGUCUGCGUCGUCGAAUGUUUCGUCACUGUUCGCCGAACCGCCGACGGAUGUAUUUGGCACGGUGCAGAAAUCUCCACCAUGGGAAUCUCGCACGAAUGUCGCUACAUCUACACAUGGUCGAUAUGCUAGGGGAGGGCAGCCGCCUCCGGCAGGCCGUGCCGGACAACAGGCUCCUUCGAAAUCCACGCCAAUUGGUCGUAUGCCUACGCAGCCGACUCAAUCAGGCCGCCCAUCCCCAUCGUAUGACAUGCAUUGGCCUCAAAAAACUAUGAGUGCACAAAAUACGGGUCAGAGCUUGCAGUCCCAGCCGACGGGUCGAAGUAUCGGGUCACAGCCUGCUCCGGAUAUGGCUCCACGGGCAACACGGCCACCACCAACGCGCUUCUCAAAACCAUUGCAGCAGCAAAGACAGGGACAUCAUGUUCCAAAACGUGAACAGGGAAUGGAUGCAAGUCGUGCGAAUAAGACUUGGGAUCUGAGCCCGUCGCUGGAAACCGACCAUUUUCAAUCCAAUGAUACACAUGGAUGGCCUUAUCAUGGCGAGGGUAGUCGGAAUCCGUACAGCUAUGAGGGAGAAGCUGUAAAUGAUACUGACCAAGCUGUAACGGAGCCUCAUGAUGCUCCAACUCAACCAGCGUUUGAUUCGCUCGCAGCCCAGCCAGCGGCAACAACACGCCAAGAGCCAGCACUCAUCGACUCUGCAGACUCACAUGUGCAGGACCAGCAUCUAUUUAACCAGUAUGGUGUGCAGAACAGUCCGUAUGCUGGAGGAGGUCCACAGUAUGAUGGAAACGAUACAUACUAUGGCCAAUACGGUGAAGGAGACUUCAACUAUGAUUCAUAUGACCAAAACGGUCAAUACGCGCAAGAUGGCGCUCCAUAUGACUCGCAUGCCCAGCACAACGAGUAUGAUCAAUAUGCUCAGGAUGGGGCAACGCUUGGCUGGGACGUCGGCUACCAGCAGCAGGAUGAUGAAUUCUUGGACCCAUCACAGUAUGAUACCGAGCUGAAUGAUAUGCUAGGUGACACGGGGGCGACAACAUCUACCAAAUCCAUGGGUGAUCAGCUCGGACCCGCUUACAACUAUGAACAAGACCAGGCUUAUGAUCAAGGCUAUUAUGGCGAGCAAAUUGAGCAAGAUUACGCAGGCCAACACGAGUAUGUUCCCGACGCAGCCUUUCAGGGUAAUUAUGCAGUACAAGGGGAGUACGAGGGAGGGUUUGUUCAAGAUGAAUACCAGAGCGAAUACCCACCCGAAGGAGGGUAUCCAGCUGAUGGCGAGUACCUAGCAGAGGGCGCGUACCAAGGUGAUUUCCACCUGAAGGAGAAUACCCAGCUGAAGCGAAUAUGCACCCGAGGGCGAGUAUCCACCCGAAGUCGAGUAUCUAGCUGA
This is a messenger RNA of Malassezia globosa CBS 7966, 1539 nucleotides long. RefSeq lists its product as uncharacterized. The transcript has a single exon. Lineage: Eukaryota; Fungi; Basidiomycota; Malasseziomycetes; Malasseziales; Malasseziaceae. The coding region runs from base 1 to 1539 and encodes 512 amino acids. The record is from RefSeq and is a predicted model, not a curated record.